ACACGUACUUACACAGGCGUAUAUGGUCUCCGGUAAAGCAAUAGGACGUGCAACAACCCCGUGCAACAUCCACCAGCUCACGCACACACGCAAUGGUUACACGCACCACACGCGUGUCCUCGUGCAUUGAUCGGCCAGUGACGCGCAUAGGAGGAUCUACUCGCCAGGUAUAUAAAGGUAUCCACCAAAAAGCCAGAGCAUCAUUCACCUCCAGUUCAACACACGAGCUGAUCUCCAAAGAUCUACGAAACCUAUCAACCAUGAAGUGCAUCGUUCUUGUUGCUCUGUUCGCCCUCUUCGCUGUAGCCUUCGCACAGGCACCCAAGCCUGUCCAACCCGAUCAGGAACAAUCCGUGGAAGGAGAGGCAUCGAGAGACAAGAGAGGCCUGUUACUAGCUUCCUACACUGCACCAGCAGCAUUAGCACCAGCGCCAAUUGCGUACUCUUCUUACGUCGCCCCGGCAGCCCCAAUUAGCUACGCUCUGCCAUACGCCUACCGCGCAUACCCCAGCUACACGUAUCUGGGUUAAUUUUAGGGGUAUUAGGGAUAACACCGAGGGACCUUUGUGAUCACGACUAGGGAAAUGAUUAUACGGCAAUUGGAAGGAUUUUCGAGCGAGUCGUUUAAUCGACGCUACUUUAGUUUAAGUAAAUUUAGAACGAUAGCAGCCGGACGAAAUUUCUUUUUUAAAUGUUAAUUGCUCAAAUUAUACGUUCGCAUCGUAUUAUAUCGAAGAUCACCGAUCUAUUCAACUUCUGACAAAUCUUAAUACACCGUUCCGUUGUAUUCUCAUCAUGUUAAAUACAGAAAUUGAUUAAGCUCA
Molecule: messenger RNA, 824 nt
Organism: Apis laboriosa (Himalayan honeybee)
Lineage: Eukaryota; Metazoa; Arthropoda; Insecta; Hymenoptera; Apidae
Exons: 2
Coding region: 93-530 (145 amino acids)
Source: RefSeq, a predicted model, not a curated record